AUGGCAUCGAUAUCAUUCAGUGGCAGCAAUCAUGCGCUCCAGGUUGGAGUUAGCCAUGGCCCAAUCAGCGCUGAAUUCCAUCUACCGCCGGAGCGACCGGAAACCCCGCCUAGUCCUCUAUCAACUGUCCCAUUUCCGCGCCAUCCAGACUUUGUCUGCCGUAAAACGCUGCUCAACCAGAUUCAGAAGAAAUGCUCCGUGCCAGGGUCGCGGAUAGCGUUGGUCGGCCUCGGCGGUUUCGGGAAAUCGCAACUUGCCAUCGAAUACUCGUACCAGAUUCGACCCGAAUCUCGGACAACGUGGGUUUUCUGGAUCCAUGCGAGUAACGAAGCCCGAUUCGAGCAAAGCUUUCGGGAUAUUGCAGACCAAGUUAAAAUUCCAGGUCGUCAGGAUCCAAAGGUCAACAUAUUCAAAGAGGUCGAAAACUGGCUGCGAAAUGAGAAGAAAGGGAAAUGGAUUUGUAUCCUUGAUAAUGCCGAUGAUGACGAGUUCCUUUGUUCGCUUCCGGUAGUAGAAAAAGGCACUCUAGGGAGAGACAUAAUGAACGUCAUAACAAAGCCGCUAAUAGAAUACGUUCCUAGAAACCGGAAUGGCUCUCUGAUCAUCACAAGUCGGAGCAGAGCGGUCGCCCUGAGAAUGGUCCACUAUCGAGAUCUUCUUGAAGUUAAAGCGAUGGAAAGGUCUGAGGCGAUGGAGGUUCUUGAAAGACAGCUCGGCCAAUCAAGAGAAAGUCAAGGUAGUCAUCGUUUAGUCGAAGCUCUCGAGUUCAUGCCGCUUGCCAUCGUCCAGGCGGCUAGCUUUAUUCGCGAACGGGGGCCUCGCUAUUCAGUUUCAAAAUACUUGAGAGACUUCCAGGAGAAUAAGCGAAAAGCGACGAGGCUAAUGGAAGCAGAGGUAGUUAAUCUCUACCGCGACUCUGAGGCAAAGAACUCAAUUCUGGUGACUUGGCAAAUAUCGUUCGACUAUCUUCGACAAACCAAACAAUCUGCUGCAGAUUUGCUCUUAAUGAUGAGUUUUUUCGAUCGGCAAGGGAUACCAGAGAGCCUUAUCCGGCCUCAACCUGAAUUUAAAUGCAAAACAACUCCAGAGCUCAUUGACGAUUUUACUGGCGGAGAUACCUCUGAAACUGAUAUGAGCUCUGAAUUUGAAGAUGAUAUCAUGGCAUUAAGGAACUUAUCAUUUAUAUCUAUCAGCGAGAACAGCUCUUUUUUCACUACGCAUCAACUGGUGCAACUAGCAACACAUAUGUGGCUGAACAAACACGGUGAAAUAUACCAGUGGAGAGAGAAGUUCAUUAACAAUCUUUACUGGGAGUUCCCAACCGGUGAGUAUAAAAACUGGGAGAAAUGCCGACUGAUCUAUCCUCAUGUUCGAUCGGCCGUAUCACAACCACCGCGUUCACAAACCUCUCUAUUGAGAUGGGCCACACUCCUUUAUAGAGGUGCAUGGUAUGCGUCAGAAAGUGGCAAUGUUGCAGAUGUUAGGAAGAUGGCAUCGAGGUCAAGAAAGGAGAGAAUGAAGGUACUGGGUUACGAGGAUGAAGAAACACUUGCGAGUUCGGCAAUGCUAGCAAAAGCAUAUUCACUUGAGGGUCAAUGA
Molecule: messenger RNA, 1599 nt
Organism: Penicillium waksmanii
Lineage: Eukaryota; Fungi; Ascomycota; Eurotiomycetes; Eurotiales; Aspergillaceae
Exons: 3
Coding region: 1-1599 (532 amino acids)
Molecular function (GO): ADP binding
Source: RefSeq, a predicted model, not a curated record